AUGCAAAACCAAACCACAGUAACAAGCUUCAUCUUGCUGGGGCUGACAGAUGACAUUCCACUGAAAAUUCUGCUGUUCAUUUUUCUCUUUCUUUCCUACAUGUUGAGUCUAUCUGGAAACCUAAGCAUCAUCACCCUGACUCUGAUCGAUUCUCACUUUAAAACACCUAUGGAUCCUUUCCUCCAAAAUUUCUCCUUCUUAGAGAUUUCAUUCACAACUGCUUGUGUUCCCAGAUUCUUGUACAGCGUAUCCUCUGAGGACAAGUCCAUCACUCACAAUGACUGUGCCAGUCAACUGUUGUUUACAGACCUCUUUGCAGGGACAGAAUUCUUCCUCCUGGUCACCAUGUCCUAUGACCGCUACGUGGCCAUCUGCAAACCCCUGCAUUAUGUGGCCAUCAUGAGCAACAGAGUCUGCAAGAACUUCAUCCUCUUCUGCUGGGUAACAGCACUAAUGAUCAUACUCCCACCAGUGAGGCUGAGUUUGGGCCUGGAAUUCUGUGACUCGAAUGUCAUCGAUCACUUUUGCUGUGACGCUUCUCCUCUCCUGAAGGUCUCUUGCUCAGACACACGGGGGACAGAACAGAUGGUUGUAGCGUGUGCAGUGCUGAGGCCAUCAUCACCCUCGUGCGUGUAG
Messenger RNA from Sus scrofa (pig), 636 nucleotides. Lineage: Eukaryota; Metazoa; Chordata; Mammalia; Artiodactyla; Suidae. The record is from RefSeq and is a predicted model, not a curated record.